Molecule: messenger RNA, 2823 nt
Organism: Phaeoacremonium minimum UCRPA7
Lineage: Eukaryota; Fungi; Ascomycota; Sordariomycetes; Togniniales; Togniniaceae
Product: putative d-lactate dehydrogenase protein
Exons: 7
Coding region: 1-2823 (940 amino acids)
Biological process (GO): lactate catabolic process
Cellular component (GO): mitochondrion
Molecular function (GO): FAD binding; D-lactate dehydrogenase (NAD+) activity; D-lactate dehydrogenase (cytochrome) activity
Source: RefSeq, a predicted model, not a curated record
AUGCUCCGCGUCCUCAACGAAGAGGACGGCUUCGAUAUCAAGCAGCGCGAGCUAGUCCGUGUGCGCACCAAGAACCGCUGGCUCCUGCGAACGUCUACCAAUGACGCAGGCGAGGAGACCGAGGACAUGCAAGAAUUCUCCGUGGAUACACCUGUUGAUCCUCGUCUCGGAGCCCCAUCUACCCCGAAUAAACCGAGGGUCCUCAGAAGUGGCAUUGUGCAGCAUGCUGUCCCGGCUUCUUCAGAGUCUCCCGGGCUGGACCCGGUCGAGGCUGCCCGGAGAGAGGACAGGCGACGGCGGAUGGAGGCAGAGUCCGCAGAACGGUAUGCCACUAGGAAAAGGCGUCGGCGUACUCGCGGGUACGCAGGCAUGCCGGCUGAUCCCCCAGGCCCGCCCCGUUUCCCAUCUGAGACGACACUCGACGAGAGCAAGUCUAUUCUUGGCCUGGACCGGCAACUCUAUCAGACAGUCCGCGAGAAUUGUCAGCGCAUAUGCGAGGCUGCGGGAGUCCUGAAGAAGACCAUUGCUGGCCCAGAGAAGUGGGAGAUAAUCAAGGAACGACUUAUUGCCACAACUCCUCAUUUACAAUCUGUCAUUUGGAUGAGCAAGGACAACAUCGAGACCAAGAAAUUGGCUCUUGAUGUUAUUUGCUCGGAUGUCACAAAGCGCAUGCGAGGUGGAGAUAGGCGUCUACUAUUGGCAGACGCGAAGAAUAUUCUCGGAUUGAACCCCGAGAAUUCGAGGACGGUACGGGCUAUCCUCUACAGAAUUCUGAAGAGCGACCAAUUUACCACGAAAACCGCAAUGGGGGCAGAACGCUUCGAGGCACUCAAGCAGCAGUGGAUCGCAGAAUCUCCUGUACUGCAGAGGGUUCUGGCCGAUACUCUAGAUGGUAAAGAUCCUCAGAUGAAACGGAAGGCGCUGGACGCUCUUGCUAGGGACAUCAUGAAGAGGCUGCGAGAUGAUAUCACACGGCGCGAUCCCAAUAAGAAGAACAAGGAAGCGGCCAGAGCCCUUCAAGAGGCCGACGAUGAUUAUGAUGAUGCUGGAGGGAUCGACGAUAGUGCGUACAUGGACGACGACCACGAACCCGCGCGGCUUCUUCCGGCGAAUGUCAUCGACCCGGACACAGUACGAGAAGACCAAUUCGAGCUAAAUGAUAUCUGUUCGGCCAGAGCUCCUGGGCGCGCCGCAGCUCUGAACAGCCAGACGAUCCGCCUCGCAUCGACCGACAAUGAGGGCCGGAACUUCAAGGGUCAGAUGCUUGAGAGUAUCGGCAUGCGCCUUGCUCGCGAGAAGGCUGAGCGCGAGAGAAUCCAGAGGGAGAGGAUAGAGUCAGCUUGGGGCAGAAAUGCUGCCACGACUUUUGCCACGAAGCCGCCGAAACACAAGAAUACCAGAGCAGAGCUCGAGGCUGCGUGGGCGGACUUCACAAAGGUCGUGGGGACGGAGAAUGUGAGCACCGUCGAGGCGAAUCUUGAGAGCCACGCUUCGUCAGAGUGGUCCUCCCACCGUCCCGACCCAUCACAUAAGCCAUUCUGCGUUGUGUACCCCAGCUCGACGGAGGAGGUCUCUGAGAUCAUGAAGAUAUGUCACACACGCCGCAUCCCGGUUACUGGCUACAGCGGCGGGACAAGUCUCGAGGGACACUUCACUCCGACGCGAGGCGGCGUGUGCGUCGACUUUGGGCGGAUGAACCAGAUCCUGGCGGUGCACAAGGAGGACUUGGACGUCGUGGUGCAGCCGGCGGUCGGCUGGGAGCUGCUUAACGAGCAGCUGGGAAAGGACGGCCUGUUCUUCCCUCCGGACCCGGGGCCGGGCGCUCAGAUCGGUGGCAUGAUUGGCACGGGAUGCAGCGGUACCAAUGCCGCGCGGUACGGCACGAUGAGGGAAUGGGUGCUCAGUCUGACGGUCGUGCUUGCAGAUGGCACUGUGAUCAAGACCAGGCAACGGCCCCGCAAGAGCUCUGCCGGAUACGAUCUUACGAAACUGUUCAUUGGAAGCGAAGGCACGCUCGGCCUUGUCACGGAGGCAACGCUCAAGUUGACGGUCAAGCCUCAGCACACGAGCGUAGCCGUUUGCAGCUUCGGCUCAAUCCGACAGGCGGCCAAUUGCGUGGGUCGUGUGAUUGGUGAAGGCGUGCCUAUUGCCGCUAUUGAGAUUCUUGACGACGAGCAAAUGCACUGCAUCAACGAGGCAGGCAUGACUUCGCGCACAUGGCAGGAGGUGCCAACUCUGUUCUUCAAGUUCUCAGGCACCGACCGUGGCGUCAAGGAGCAGAUCGCCCAGGUGCGCGAGAUGGCCAAGAAGGCGGGCAGCACUGGCUUCGACUUCGCCAAGAGCGAGGAGGAGCAGCAUGAGCUGUGGUCCGCUCGCAAGGAGGCUCUCUGGAGCACCAUGGCUGUCAAGAAGGAGGGCGACCAUGUCUGGACAGGCGAUGUCGCCGUCCCUAUGUCAAGACUGCCGGAUAUCAUUGAGGAGACGAAGGAUGACAUAAAGAAGUCUGGCUUGUACGGCACGAUCGUUGGCCAUGUUGGAGACGGAAACUUUCACAUCAUUAUUCUUUCCAAUGAUUCUCAGAGGAAGGUCGCAGAGGAUGUGUUCCAUAGAAUGGUCAAGAGGGCAGUUGAGAUGGAGGGAACUGUCACGGGCGAGCACGGAGUUGGUUUGGUAAAGCGGGAUUAUCUUCCCCAUGAGCUCGGCGAGAGCACGGUCGAUACCAUGCGCAAGAUCAAGCAAGCCUUGGACCCGCUAUGUCUGCUGAACUGCGACAAGGUCAUUCGGAUGCAAAAGCCUAAGCCAGGCGAGGUCGCAGAGUGGUAA